Messenger RNA from Rotaria sordida, 801 nucleotides. Lineage: Eukaryota; Metazoa; Rotifera; Eurotatoria; Philodinida; Philodinidae. The record is from the annotation of a GenBank genome assembly.
AUGAAUAAAUCGAUUCUUCGUCCAACAUCGAAAGAUUAUAGUGACAUUGAUCCGGAUGAAGAAAAUGGUGUGAUUUCAUGUAUGAUUGAGAAUAAUCAAGUUAAUAUUGAUGUUAAAACGAUUUCACCAUUUAAAUGUAUUUUUGGUUCAGCUGGUAAAUUACAAGAAGAUCAUCAAACAGCUAUUAUUGUUAUUUAUGGUUGUUGGUUACCUGAUCGUCGUUUAAGAGAAUAUCGUUAUAUUAUGGAUCAAUUGUUUUAUUAUAUUUAUCAUAAAUUAGAAAAAUUAGUAACUAACGAUUAUGUACUUAUUUAUUUUCAUGGAGCAACACCAAAACAUCGAACACCAGAAUUAAAAAUUCUUCGUAAAUAUUAUCAAAUGAUUAAUUUUCGAUUACGAAAAAAUCUUCGUGCUAUUUAUGUUGUACAUCCAACACGAUGGUUACGUGCUGUUAUUGCUCUUUCUCGACCAUUCUUCAGCAAUAAAUUUUAUCAUAAAGUUCAUUAUUUAUUUACAAUUUCUGAACUUGAACGAGAAUUUCCUCAUAAUCCUGUUCCAAUUCCAAUUAUUAUUGAACAUUGGAGAACUUCCUUCGUUAAAAAUUUUUUUCUUCGUAAUCUUUAUUCAGAUUUGAUAUACGACAUUCGAGAGUCAGAUUUUUUCGAUUUUGUUGUUAAUAUCAGUAUAACGGAUUGGCUAUAUUCUCAAAAAUAUGAUCGUCAAAAUGCAAGUAUAAAACGUUCUAUUGAACGAUCAACAUCACAACAAUUUGGUGGACAUGGACACGAAUCAGCUGCUUAA